This is a messenger RNA of Vespula pensylvanica (western yellowjacket), 3797 nucleotides long. It is a transcript of the gene svp, whose product is annotated as COUP transcription factor 2. NCBI's taxonomy places the organism in Eukaryota, Metazoa, Arthropoda, Insecta, Hymenoptera, Vespidae. The coding region runs from base 1823 to 3187 and encodes 454 amino acids. Gene Ontology annotation, molecular function: RNA polymerase II cis-regulatory region sequence-specific DNA binding; zinc ion binding; nuclear receptor activity. Gene Ontology annotation, biological process: cell differentiation; anatomical structure development; regulation of transcription by RNA polymerase II. The transcript has 4 exons. The record is from RefSeq and is a predicted model, not a curated record.
UCACCGGGGCGCGCCCGGGACUCGACCCCACCUUCGGUAGCCAUGGCAACCCGUAAAAUCCGCGAGAAAGCCGCGAGGCUUCGGGGUGGUGGGGGCCAGGUCGAUGUCAGGGGUCGUCUUAGUCGGCAGUCGGUCUCUGGUCGGCCCCAAGAAUAGUCGUCGUAUCGAGGCGGUAGUCGAGUAUCACCUCUCUGUUCUCUCCUCCUCCUCCACCACCUCCUACUACUACUACUACUACUACACACUACUACACACUGUACACUCUCUUUGCUAUCAUAUAUACUGUUACUACUCACACUACUACUGCUACUACUCUACUGCUACUACUACUACUACUACUACUACUACUACUACUAUUACUACUACUACUCUAUCACUACUACGUUGCUCUCUCUUCACGAAACGCACGUAGUGGCAGCGUGUGCUCUUGGAUCGUGUGCGCGCGCGCAUCUACUGCUAUCUCUCUUUCUCUCUCUCUUUCUCUCUCUCUCUUUCUCUCUUACUCUCUUCUUCCUUUUCUUCUUUCGCUAUCGCUAUUACUUACUUACUACUCUACUACUACUACUACUACUACUACUACUACUACUACUACUACUACUACUACUACUACUACCAUUAUCGUAGUACUUCCUUCUUAUAUACGUCAUUCUGUCCUUUUCUAUCCACUUAUCUCUUUCUCUUUUUUUUUUCUCUUUUUUCUUUCUUCCUUUCUUUCUUUCUUUCUUUCUCUUUCCCGCGCGCGUGCCUCCGUGCCGCGUCAGGCGAACGCAUAAGCUCCGCCGAGGACGACGUGCCGUGGUGGACGCGACGAUCGUCGAGUCGCGCGCGCGCUUUUCGCUCGAGAAGAGAAGAGAGGUGCCCGCGAGGCACCACCGUGUGACAAGAAGCGCCGUUUACGUGUGCCGAGAAAGAGAGAAAGAGAGAGAGAGAGAGAGAGAGAGAGAGAGAGGGAGAGAGAGAGUGUGCGAAUUCCAUAAAAGAAAGAGAAUCGAUCGAUCGUCUGGUAACGUUCCCGACGCGUGUUCUUCGGGGGGGUGUCAGAAAGAGUGAGCAAGUGCAUUGGUUUCUUUUCUUUUUUUUUUCUCCCUUUCUUUCACCUUUCGCGAAAUGUCAACCGAACGUUCGUCGAUUACGGUUUAUAGCAGAGGAAGAGGGAUCUUUCGUGUCGGUUGUUGGACCCUCUAAAGUAUAGACGCAAGUUGCGUUUCAUUCGUUGGAGAACGUUCGGAUUUGUUUGGUACCAGGUUGGUACCGGCGGUGAUCAAGAGUGUCGUCUCGAGAUUUAAUGGAUUAUCGCGUUUAAUUCGACGAUAUAUACACAAGCACAUAUAUAUAUAUACAUAUAUAUAUAUACAUAUAUAAAACUAACUGAGUGAAAAUAAAAGUAAAAAGGAUAAAAGACAAGGAAGAAAAAGAAAGAAGAAGGAAGAGAAAAAGAAGAAGAAAAAGAAGAAGAAGAAGAAAGAGGAGGAGGAGGAGGGGAAGGAGGAAGUAGUAGUAAAGAGUGAGCGAUUUAAUAGGACAAGUGCAUCUUAGAGGAAAAGACACGUACCUCGAGAGAAGCGAGAGACUCCUCGCGAUCGGCGCGAGUCGAGUCGAAUCGGAGGGCUCGGUGGUGGCGUACGAAGAGGAGGAAGGAGCCGUCAGGGUGGUUCGAGGGGGGACAGGAGGCGCGGACGCCCUGGCGACUGCCGGGGUGGUUUACCCGGCCGCGACGGCGACGUUGUUCCCCGGCCGGGUGCCGGCAGGACACCACCACCACCACCCCGAGUUCACCAGCACGUUGGAGCUGGGGUUCCCGGCGCGCGGCACCACCGCCUCGAUGGCGCUGGUAGCCCCGCCGCCCUCCUGGGCAUCGCGGGACCCUGGAGCUAGCCUCGGGGCCGGUGGUGGGCCCACACCAGCCGCGGCACCAGCUGCCACGGCCGGCGGCGGCGGACCACUUCAGGUUGGCCCGCCGCCGCCCAUGCCUCCUACUACGCAUUUAACACCCUCGGCUACGCCCGAAGAUAUCACGUGCCUCGUACCCACCGGUGCGGUUUUGACACCGAGAGAUCCUCUUCCACCUAGCACCACGCCCGGAAGUCAAGCCAACAGCUCGCAAUCCGGUAGCUCGCAAACGGACAAGUCGCCGAACAUCGAGUGCGUCGUUUGCGGGGAUAAAAGCAGUGGAAAGCAUUACGGACAAUUCACCUGCGAGGGAUGCAAGAGCUUCUUCAAGAGGAGUGUCAGGAGGAACCUGACGUACUCGUGUCGGGGAACCAGAAACUGUCCCAUCGACCAGCAUCACAGAAAUCAGUGCCAGUUCUGCCGGCUGAAGAAGUGCUUGAAGAUGGGCAUGCGCCGGGAAGGUAUGCAUUCCGUUCAGAGAGGACGCGUGCCACCGUCGCAGCCAUCGCUGCCAGGUCUACCAGGACAAUUCGCUUUGACGAACGGUGACGCGGUCGCGUGCGCGAGCCUAAACGGGCACUCCUACCUCUCGUCCUACAUAAGCCUGCUCCUGCGCGCUGAACCAUAUCCAACAUCGAGAUACGGACAGUGCGUGCAACAAAGUAACAUCAUGGGAAUCGACAGUAUCUGCGAAUUAGCAGCGAGGCUUCUUUUUUCGGCGGUUGAAUGGGCAAGAAACAUACCGUUUUUCCCUGACCUUCAGGUGACCGAUCAGGUGGCACUGCUAAGGCUAGUCUGGAGCGAGUUAUUCGUACUUAAUGCGAGCCAAUGUUCUAUGCCGCUUCACGUGGCGCCACUUUUAGCAGCGGCGGGUCUUCACGCGUCGCCUAUGGCGGCGGAUCGCGUGGUAGCCUUCAUGGAUCACAUAAGGAUCUUCCAAGAACAAGUGGAGAAGCUGAAGGCCCUACACGUUGACUCCGCGGAGUACAGCUGCCUCAAGGCUAUCGUUCUCUUCACGACAGAUGCCUGCGGACUGUCCGACGUGGCUCACAUCGAAUCCCUUCAAGAGAAAUCCCAGUGUGCCCUCGAGGAGUAUUGUAGGACCCAAUAUCCGAAUCAACCAACGAGGUUCGGCAAACUCUUGUUACGAUUACCAUCGUUGAGGACUGUAUCCUCGCAGGUGAUCGAGCAAUUGUUCUUUGUCCGUUUGGUUGGCAAGACGCCGAUCGAGACACUCAUCAGAGAUAUGUUGCUCAGUGGUAGCAGCUUCAAUUGGCCUUACAUGUCCCCGAUGUGACACUCUGUUUGGCGGCAGCUAGCUUCCGCAUAAUAUCAUCAUCAUCGUCGCCAUCUUACCUCGACACUUAGCUCGGCGAUCAACGAGGAGGAAAUCGAAUCCUUCGAAUUUCUUUAAGAUCAUCAACGAGAUUUAUUCGAUCGUGGGUUGACCUUAUUCAGCAUCGUCGUCGAAUAGAAACGUGAGAAGUCGAAAGUUGCAGCUGAUGGAAGUCGACGAAGAAAGAAAAGAAAGAAGAAGAAGAAGAGAGAAAAAAAGAAGAAGAAAGAAAGAAGAAAAAAAAGAAGAAGAAGAAGAAGAAGAAGACAUCGGCGUAAAAGAAGAGGAAAGGAAGACGUAAUGAAGACGUUGUCGGAGAAGAAAAUCAGAGGCGCCAAGUUAGUGGCCCGACAGCAUCCAAGAACACCGUUAACACUCUCUUUCUCCCUCUCUCUCACAACACAUACACACAUACACACACAUAUAUACAUUUUUAAAUGAUCGAGUUAAGAAGAGAAUGAGAGAGGGAUAAAAGUCAAGCCUGGCCGUGAUACGUAUGACUGUACGGUGUAUAUCAUAGAAUUAAAGAGGAGAGAGAAAGAUAGAGAUAGAAAUAGAAAGAGAGAGAGAG